Molecule: messenger RNA, 1734 nt
Organism: Neoarthrinium moseri
Lineage: Eukaryota; Fungi; Ascomycota; Sordariomycetes; Amphisphaeriales; Apiosporaceae
Exons: 2
Coding region: 1-1734 (577 amino acids)
Molecular function (GO): copper ion binding; oxidoreductase activity
Source: RefSeq, a predicted model, not a curated record
AUGUAUUCAAUUCUUUCUAUAAGGGGCCUCGUGUCCAGCUUGCUACUUGUUGGCAUUGCUUUAGCAGCACCCGCCUCUCAGGAUCUCGAAGUCCGGCAGGCCAGCUGCAAUAUACCGAGCAAUCGUCGGUGUUGGACUUCCAACUUCGACAUAACCACCGAUUAUGAACAAUCAACCCCACCUGGCGGCUCCGUGUCUUACAACCUAGAGAUCACUGAAGUCCGCAACUGGAAGGGCCCCGAUGGUGUGGUCAAGAAUUAUGUUCAGCUCAUUAAUGGCCAGUUCCCUGGGCCAACCCUAUUUGCCAAGUGGGGGGACACUAUCACCGUCAAUGUGAAGAACAGCAUGCCUACUAACGGCACAUCUAUCCACUGGCACGGCCUCCGGCAGCUGGGAACGAAUCUUCAAGAUGGUGUAAAUGGUGUUACAGAGUGCGCGCUGGCCCCCGGCAAGACCAGGACAUACCACCUGAAGGCGACUCAGUAUGGCACCACUUGGUACCACUCACACUUCUCAGCGCAGUAUGGCAAUGGAGUGGUUGGCUCCAUUGUUAUCGACGGUCCCUCUUCGAACAACUAUGAUAUCGACCUUGGAGCCUACCCUAUUACAGACUAUUACUAUGAUUCCGCAGAUGACAUAGUACUCAAGACUCAGUCCGCUGGGCCCCCACCAAGCGACAACGUUCUUUUUAACGGCACUAACAUCAACCCGCUUAACCCUGCGCAAGGGCAGUAUUCCGUGGUCAAGUUGACGCCCGGUCGUCGUCACCGACUUCGCCUCAUCAAUCCUUCUGUUGAACAUAACUACCAAGUGUCGCUAGUCGGCCACGACAUGACAGUUAUUGCAACGGAUCUUGUCCCAGUCAACUCCAUGACUCUGAACAAUAUAUAUCUCGGGACGGGUCAGCGGUACGACGUCCUGAUCGACGCCUCUCAAGCUGUGGGUAACUACUGGUUUAAUGUUACGUUGUCUCCGACGGGCCUCUGUGGUCUUUCCGUCAAUCCUCGACCAGCGGCUAUCUUUCGCUAUGAAGGGGCUCCAAAUGCGCUUCCUACCAAUUCAGGCACCAUCCCUCCAGAUGCUGCAUGCCAAGACCGAACUGACUUCACGCCUGUGGUUACUCGGAAGGCUGACACGACCAACCUGGUUACUCAAGUCAAUGAUCCAGCCCAUAACCUGGAUAUAUCGCUUAACUUUACAGCGCCGGUUACAUGGUUCGUGAACAGUAGCGCUGUUGACGUGCAGUGGGACAAGCCCGUCCUUGACUACAUACUUACCGGUAAUACCUCGUACCCACGGAGAGAGAAUCUCGUUUUUGUCGACGAGAAGAAUGUUUGGACCUACUGGGUGAUCCAGAAUUUGUCGCCACUCCCGCACCCCAUGCAUCUCCAUGGACAUGAUUUUCUCAUCUUGGGGCAUGCUGCCUCAACCACCUUCACUACAUCGCUUUCGUCCGGCCUGAAAUUCGACAACCCGACGCGAAGAGACGUGACUAUGUUGCCGGCUUCAGGGUAUUUGAUCUUAGCUUUCAAAUCGGACAAUCCCGGGAACUGGCUGAUGCACUGUCACAUUGCAUGGCAUGUGAGCGGCGGCCUUGCCGUUGAUUUCAUGGAGCGCAGAUCUGAGCAAGUGGCCUUGAUCAGCAAGACUGAUCUCGCAGCAUAUCAACAACAGUGUGCCGAUUGGAGGGCCUAUGCUCCACAUGCACCGCCCAAAAUCGAUUCCGGUAUUUGA